Juglans regia (Persian walnut) is the source of this 1854-nucleotide messenger RNA. RefSeq names its product auxin-responsive protein IAA18-like. Lineage: Eukaryota; Viridiplantae; Streptophyta; Magnoliopsida; Fagales; Juglandaceae. Gene Ontology annotation, biological process: regulation of DNA-templated transcription. The coding region runs from base 561 to 1631 and encodes 356 amino acids. Gene Ontology annotation, molecular function: protein binding. The transcript is spliced from 7 exons. Gene Ontology annotation, cellular component: nucleus. The record is from RefSeq and is a predicted model, not a curated record.
GCUAAAAAGAGAGGUUAGUGUGUGUGAGCGUAUAUAUGUUUGAUGGUGAAGCGAGGUAGACCCAAAUGGGAGGUAUCUUUAGGGGGUGGUCAGCACAGCACGCGUUGUUUUGCUUCUUGAGCUGAACAACCUAACGUUUUUUGGUUGCGUGCUUUAUGCCCUAUUUCCUUUUCCUUUUUUGGGUUCUUGAGAAUCUCACUUGGUUUAUCAUCCUCUGGAACCUCUAUAUACCGAGAGAGAGAGAGAAAAAACCAGUAAAGAAAAAGUUGUGAAAAGAGUAAAGCUAGAUAUCAAUUCCAUGCUAUAAUAGCUCCCUCGACUCACUACCUUUGCUUUUGGUUGUUAUUUCUCAUUGGGGUUUCUCUCUCUUUGCUGAGAUAUCGAAGUCUUUCAGACACUUCAAUACCCCCGAGUUUUCGGUUCAGAGGUCAAAAUAACUGUUUCCUUGUUGAUUUGAGGAUGUUGGUCUUCAUGGUUUUGAGCUCUGGUUAACUUCUCAAGGUAGAGUCGAGGUCAUUUUCCAUCCGAUUUGUUUCCAGUAAACUCCUUCCUUCUUAAAGAUGGAGGGAUCUGCAGGAAAUCACGAGGUCUACCCCCAGUUUCUAGAUUUCAUUCCCAAAGAAAGAGAGUGGCUUGUGAACAGAGAUGGGCAAAGGCGUCAUGGUCCCUCAGAGGAGAAAGAGUUGGAACUUAGGCUUGGUCCCCCAGGUGAUCAGGACUGGUCUAUGAGAGAUAGCACAAGGAAAAACCCAGGAGAUAAAAGUGAGUCUCUACUCUCUCUUGGGUACUUCUCUUCCAUGACCCAAAACAUAAGCAAUGGAAGCCAAAACCAGAUGUUCUCUGCCUCUGAGAACCCAGUAGGGGCUGUUAUUUCAUCUCCAUGGUCUUCUUCGGCUUACGGUUACCGAGGAAAGACCCUGCACAACCAACAGCAGACAAAAGUUCCAUCUUUUCUGCAGUUAACGUCUCCCCUUCAGGGUCUGCCCGUUGUGGCUCACGAAGCAUCGCAGCGCUGUUGCACUGAAGCGGUAGACAUACAGGGUGCAGAGAAGAAAGCAUUUUCGCCAUCUUCUGCAACGACAGCUGUGCCAAACAGCUCUCAGAAAAGGACUGCUCCUGGACCAGUGGUGGGCUGGCCUCCAAUUCGAUCAUUCAGGAAGAAUCUUGCGAGUGGCAGCUCUUCAAAACCAGCUCCUGUUUCUCAAAAUAGGGUCCCAGACAAGGUUGCCAGUCGAACACCGGUUGAAACUUGUCGAAAAGGCCUAUUCGUGAAGAUCAAUAUGCAUGGACUGCCCAUUGGACGGAAAGUGGAUCUUAAAGCCUAUGAUAGUUAUGAGAAACUCUCCUCUGCUGUUGAUGAACUCUUUAGAGGUCUAAUUGCAGCUCAACAAGAUUCUUGCCCUGCUGGAAACCAGAACAAGCAAGAGGAAGAGAAAGCCCUAACCGGUUUAUUGGAUGCAAGUGGCGAAUAUACUCUUGUUUAUGAGGAUAAUGAAGGAGACAUGAUGCUUGUUGGGGAUGUCCCAUGGCACAUGUUUAUAUCUACGGUGAAGAGGCUGCGCGUGUUGAAGAGCUCUGAACUCUCUGCACUUAGCCUUGGGAGCAACAAGGAAGAAAAGGUACGCCACUAGACUCCCCGAUGAAGUGAAGAAACCAUUACUGUUAAUCCCUUGAUCGCUGCUGUUGUUUGAAGGGAGAGAUUUGAUUUGUCGGUUUGACAUUUUGGUGCAUAUUUUUCGGUGGUGAGGAACAGAGGAAUCUUCAGCUCAAAAGUCAAAAGUAAUGUAUCAAAACGGCCAGACAAAAUGUUCUGAGAAUACAUUAUUAUUAUUAAGAAACGAGUAACUUCCGAUA